Blastocystis hominis is the source of this 411-nucleotide messenger RNA. RefSeq lists its product as hypothetical. Gene Ontology annotation, biological process: mitochondrial respiratory chain complex I assembly. Lineage: Eukaryota; Bigyra; Opalinata; Blastocystidae. The record is from RefSeq and is a predicted model, not a curated record. Gene Ontology annotation, cellular component: mitochondrial inner membrane.
AUGUUGCUUAUUGUUCCCUACUUCAUUAAAGCGGAAGGAACCUAUUUUGAAGAGCUGGACGAAGAAGGAUUUUUAAUAAAUGGUAAUUAUUACAAAGGCGGCGUUUUAGCUUUCAACAACUUGGCGCUUUUAUGGGACGUCCAGUCUUUGGAUGAAAUCACUCCCGAAUCCUUAAAGCCUGUCACAAUGUACAAUCCUCCAAUAGAUAUGCUGUUCAUUGGAACAGGACAAUAUACAGCUCCAAUUCAAAAGAAUGUUAUCGAUUUCCUUCACCAGUUUGGAAUUUCUGUUGAGUCGAUGAGUACCAGUUCGGCCGCGGCCAAUUUCAAUUUCCUCCACGAUGACAAAGAACGUGUUGCAGUUGCCCUCCUUCCCGAGCAGCCCUCCCCCAAAACCUUUGAGAAAGAAUAA